This is a messenger RNA of Sporisorium graminicola, 792 nucleotides long. RefSeq lists its product as uncharacterized. The transcript has 2 exons. The record is from RefSeq and is a predicted model, not a curated record. Gene Ontology annotation, biological process: protein transport. Bases 1 to 792 code for a protein of 263 amino acids. NCBI's taxonomy places the organism in Eukaryota, Fungi, Basidiomycota, Ustilaginomycetes, Ustilaginales, Ustilaginaceae.
AUGGUGCCCUACAAUGGGGCCCGCACAAAGGUGCAGCUGAAGUUGACCAUCCAACGAUGCAAGAUGCUCCAGGAGAAAAAGGAAGCCAUGGCGAAACAAGCACGCCGAGACAUCUCGGCACUAGUUGAAAAGGGCAAACUAGAAACAGCCCGCAUCAAGACCGAGGGCAUUAUCUCGGAAGACAUCCAUCUCGAACUCCUAGAGCUGAUGGAGCUAUACUCCGAGACGCUACUCGCCCGCUUCGCGCUCCUGGACAUGCCCACGCGCGACCCAGACAUCAGCAUCCUUCCUGCGCUCACCUCAAUCAUCCAUGCUGCCCCUCGGACCGAGUUGAAAGAGCUGCACGUUCUUCGCGAGAUGCUGAUGGCCAAAUUCGGCCGGGAAUUUGCACAGGACGUCAUGGAAAACAAGGACUCGUGCGUACCCGAGCGCGUGAUGAACAAGCUCGUCGUCGACGCACCUGAUCCCAAGCUCGUCGACCUGUACAUCUUUGAGAUCUGCAAGGCAUAUGAUGUUCCGUUCUCAUCGCCUCACUUGCCAGAGACCAAGGUGGAGCAAGACGAAGAGCAGGUGGAGGAGCAGGUGGGAGAAGAGGAGAAGGGGUCGAACGACGAGGCGGGAAAGGACAAGGUGGCCGAAAAGGAGACGGUCAGGUCGACGACGACGAAUUCCAAGGUGGAUGGAGCAACCAACGAUGCAAAACAGCAGGAAUCAGCUCCACCGCGCAGGAAGACCGACAAGGAAGAGUACGACUCGCUAGAAGAACGCUUUGCUGCACUCAAACGUCGCUGA